AUGCGGAUGGAUGCUGCUGAAGUUAAAUCAGGGGAUUACCCACCAAGACUUUACCCUGAAGGGUCUUCUAACCUAGAUGGACUUGAUGUGUGGGAAGAACCGGUAAACUCUCCCAUUGGAGUAGUUGCUAUGCUAGCUGAACGCGAAAGCAUAUGGUUUGGUAGGACCGUGCACUAUCUACUGUGUAGACAGCUGCGAGUUAUAAAGAAGGAGAUAUGGUGUCUCGUGGUUGAUGAGGCUAUCAGGCGUAGCUUGCUCGAGUUUGGUGAGAUCAUUGGGCUAAACACAGCGCAAGUGGUUGGGGCUGCUACUUCUUCAAGCCAUGAGAGUCUAUUGUUUGCAUCACAAUUCAAGGAUACCCUUUCAAAGUGCAAUAAGGAUGGAGGUUCAUACACAAUAAGCGGCAUGAAGGACGCGUUAUUGAUUUGGGCUUAUGAAUCCGUCACAUGCUUCGGUGAGAGUUUUGGGAGAGUGAUCAAUAACGAAGACGUUCCGCUUUUGCAAUGGGGUGGAAAGCGUACACGUGCAAGCUUUGAUAAAUUGUUGUCUGCCGAAAUCGAAAAGCAUGGCGAGGUGCGUGUGAGGAGGAUGAUUUUGAAGGACUCAAUUGAAGAGAUGUUUCCUAUUUGGCCGGGUGAAGAUGAUGACCCACAACUUGUUAGGUUGAUAACAUACAUACAUUCAAGUAGAUUUGUGAAAGGUUUGUGGGAAGUGCAGGGGAAUGCAAAGGGGAAGGGGAAUGAGAAGAAGAGAAUGAAGGGUGGAGUUUCGUCAGAAGCUGAGCCACCCACUAAGAAGCAGAAGAAAGUUAAGACACAGAAUGAGUCUGAAGCUGAUGCAGCGGAAAAGGGUUCUAGCGAGAAGGAAGGUAGCAAAGAGUUGGAGUUGGAGAACAAAGCGACUCUAACGACCAUUGUGAGUACUUUGGAUAUUAUUUCCAGAAAAUUUGAUCAGGUUGACUCACGGUUGGAAGCUUACGAGUUAGACCGAAACAUACCAUUGAUGGACCAAAAGACCAUUAAUGACAGGGUGAAUGCUUUACUGGAGGAGCAUCUGAAAGAUCUGGGGAUUGGGAAAAUUCCCGAAAACCAUGAUAACCCCUCUCCACCAUUAUCAGAAAACUCUUUAUCGAUGGCAUCACCGGUGGUUCGAAUGGAUCAGAAUUCUUUCAAUAGUCCAGCGUUAGUAGCUGCGACUCCUAGUAAGGGGUUUGGACCGAAAAAAAAUUUGGCCAAGGAGCUUGAAAAGGAAUCAGGGGGUGAAAAGGACUUUGGAUGA
Molecule: messenger RNA, 1278 nt
Organism: Brassica napus (rape)
Lineage: Eukaryota; Viridiplantae; Streptophyta; Magnoliopsida; Brassicales; Brassicaceae
Exons: 6
Coding region: 1-1278 (425 amino acids)
Source: RefSeq, a predicted model, not a curated record